CCACUGAAUUCAAUGUAGAAAACCAAGGCGAUUUAACUACCAAAGAAAGCCUCAUCGGUCAAUUUUUUGUGAUCAUAAAUGUCAGUAUAUGUAGCAGUUUGUGAAGCAAUUGUUGUUUGGUCCAGGGGUCUUGGGAAAAUAUUAAUGAAAAUGUACAUGUUUUAUUACAUAUUUUUACAAUCUGCUUUUCAUAUGAAACAUGACGAUCGUUAAACGAGUUUCAGAAUACCACCAGCUAACUUUUAUUUGCCUUCGAAGGUUUGACAUUCCCCGUUUAUUUUAAUUGGAGCUCCAACGUUUUUCCCUUAGCAUGCGCAGUACAUGCUUACUUCCGGGACUUCACAAGCUUAGGUUAGCUGAAGGCGUGCUUGCCUAUCCAGUUAAAUUUGCAUAAUUGCAAAAUCAACAUGGCGGCGCCUUGCAACGAAUAUCCCGGUAAACUGGAAUUUUCCCUGCUUGUCCCGUUCCCGUCGGCUCGAGAAGCCAACAUUGCGCUGCGAUCUCUGUUACCGGACCGUGAGCCGCGCAAGGGCGGAAUCAGCAAGGAUCUUUCUGUUUCAGAUAACGCCAUGUCUGUGAAAUGGACUGCAGAUGAGGCUCGGAUCCUCCGUGUAUCAGUUGGGUCCUUUCUGGAUCACCUGGCGCUUGUUUUGGAAACCAUGGAGGAGUUUGGGCCCCCACUUACCCUGUAACUCCCCCCCCCCCCCCCCUCAAGCCAGGGCAGAACUCCCUGACUGAGUAGAUAGCUCAGUUAGACGGGCCACAGGUGUACAUUAUUGCAGGAUGUGUUGGUCGUUUAUCUACCUCUCUGACCAACUGUAACCCAAUGGAUGGUGAGACAGAAAGAAGGAACAGGAAGAAGAGGGAACAGCCAAAAUGGGAAAGAUUGAGAGUUCUGCAGGAGGGCUGGAACCAGGUCCUCCUUUUCAAACAGAACGCACUGAACAAACUCACUCUUUCUGCACAUUUCCUUUGAAUAAUAACUGCGGUGUGUCAUUUUUUUUGGCAUGUAAAUAUAAUACAAAAACAAUAUUUUAUACUGCAAAUGUACUAUCUGUAUUACUAUGGCUAGUUUUUGUGUAAAAAAAUGUAAUACAUUAUUAGCAGUUUCUAUUGGAAUGCAAGAUAAAUACAAUUAAUCACUUAUCAAUGUCAUGUGGUUUCAGCUAGCCUUUCAUGUUUCUAGUCAACAAUGACUUGCGUAAACAAUUCUUUUUGUUUUGUU
Messenger RNA from Anguilla rostrata (American eel), 1225 nucleotides. Its product is annotated as EKC/KEOPS complex subunit Lage3. NCBI's taxonomy places the organism in Eukaryota, Metazoa, Chordata, Actinopteri, Anguilliformes, Anguillidae. The transcript is spliced from 3 exons. The record is from RefSeq and is a predicted model, not a curated record. Bases 408 to 692 code for a protein of 94 amino acids. Gene Ontology annotation, cellular component: EKC/KEOPS complex.